AUGCAAUUGAAAGCUGUGCUCCUCUGUCUGGCUGGUGCCGCGGCUCUGGUAAGCGCGAAGCAGCCGCCCAAGGACUUGCUGAUUGGUGUGACGUACCGACCGGAGUCGUGUCCUAUUAAGGCGCAGGACGGCGAUGAAGUGUUCAUGCACUACACGGGCCGCCUGUGGGACGGAACCCAGUUCGAUUCUUCCCACGAACGUGGCAAGCCUCUGAGUCUGACUCUUGGAGCUGGUAUGGUCAUUGCUGGCUGGGAACGUGGCCUAAGGGACAUGUGCAUCGGUGAGAAGCGUAAGCUGCAAAUUCCACCGCACCUCGGCUACGGCGACAUGAGUAUGGGCGACAUAAUCCCUGCUGGCUCGACGCUCGUAUUCGAUGUCGAGCUGGUCGACAUUGAUGGAAAGCGCGUGCGUGCUAUCCGCGAGCCGCGCAAUGAAUUGUAG
Molecule: messenger RNA, 441 nt
Organism: Malassezia restricta
Lineage: Eukaryota; Fungi; Basidiomycota; Malasseziomycetes; Malasseziales; Malasseziaceae
Product: peptidyl-prolyl cis-trans isomerase
Exons: 1
Coding region: 1-441 (146 amino acids)
Biological process (GO): protein peptidyl-prolyl isomerization
Molecular function (GO): peptidyl-prolyl cis-trans isomerase activity
Source: RefSeq, a predicted model, not a curated record